GCCUCCAAAGACAGCGAAUGCGUAAACUUCACAACUCUGAGCGACAAGAGUAGAUCAAGAUUUUUCUCCAAAAACGUAACUAUAGACAGCGACAUUUAUCUAAAGAACUGGUUUGCAUUUAACGGAUCAGCCGGAGACCUCAUUGCAACCUCAUGUGUUGAAUCCAAUCAUUGUGGUACCUCAGUACCAGGAUGGAUGCUGGGAAGACAUCCAAGUGUCGUCGAGGGUGUGGUCAGACGGUUUGCUUGCUUUUCUCAAAAACAGCAAUGCUGCGUGUAUUCUGUGAGCAUGCGUGUAAGAAACUGCAGCUCUUUCUAUGUGUACAAGCUGGAUUCAAUGCCUUCAUCCUCCGUCAGUUUUCGCAUGUGUGGAGCUGGCAUCAAAGGUAUACUGCAAAUGCUAUUUGGACUAACUUACAUCUUCUUUUUAGAUCAAAAAGUUUUUUAACAUCCUUUAUAAAAUUUAAGUUAUUUGUCCCCGUAAAUACGCGAAAACAUCUGCUAAAUAACUUUAAUAACUGGCGUAGAUUGGCGAUUCAAAACUUACAGAAACAAUAGCAACAUAAUCGACUUACUUCAAGCGUUAAGCUGAUCGAUCGAAAAAUUAAACUCAGUUUGCAUAAGAAUUUGAUAAGCAAAACAAUUCAAGACUAUAAAUUAAAAGAAACAAGUUUCGGUAGAGUUUUUCAUUUUGGCAAGAAUGUAGGGGCAAAGAUUGGAGUUCUGAAGCAAAGAGAUAAGAAAAAUUUUAACCAUUUCCUAGCCUGAUAAGAUAAACUGUCUUUCCAGACCGUUCACUAAUUUUCAGCGUUAUUGUCUUUGCUUGUAGGAGUUUUAUCCAGUGUUGAAAAGGCCAUCAACAAAUCUUCAGGUACUGAAAAAGCUGACUGAAUGUUUUCUUCUACAAUAAUUCUUGAACAAAAUCUGUGUUCCUGGUGUAAUCGUAUAGAAUAUAAUGCUUUGAAUUACGACAUCCAGAUUUGGAUUCUUUAACUCCAGGGCAGACCGAUUUGGCAGUGGAUUUCAUUCAAUCCGUUUAAACACAAAAUCCUUGAGAUUCGAAAUCUGGAUUUCAAAGGUAUAAUCUAUAUUCUUUAGCCGAAAGUACACCAUGAUGGGUAGCUUAAGCUAUCGUACCAUAAUCAAGUAAAAAGGCUUUAACAACGUUUUACUUUCAGGAAAUAGCGGUGAUGAAUGUUCUAGCUACCAGUCCCUAGAAGGACGCGAUAGAGCCGCGGACUACUUCAGUUACAACACAAUGAAGUGUGACGCUAAUCUACCACGAACAUGGUACAGAUUUACCGGCCCAGCAGGGGCUGUCAUGCCAACACACUGUGUUCCCAAACUGCACUGCGGCACACUCUCUCCUGGUUGGCUAAACGGCAAACAUCCUACUGUGGAAGAACGGGUGGUGGAACGUAUGGUUUGCUUUACGAACAAUGAUGACUGCUGCUUCUGGUACAGCGAAGUUAGAGUCAGGAAUUGUAGUGAUUUCAUGGUGUAUAACUUUGGUGAAUUUCCUGCAUCUCAGCCGUUUUGCAGUUUGCGAUACUGUGGAGUUGGAAAAACAGGUAUGUCAAAGGGUGUAAAAGCAAACGUUAAGUGCGGAUUGUUUUGACCAAACCCAUAUCAUGCGACAGACGUCGGAAUUCAGUCCAUUGAACAUUAACAGCUGAUAACAAAGCAACUGAGUUUGUGGUUUCAAUUUUACCAUUUUUGAAUUCUUAGGAACCCACUAUUUCUCGACUACUGCUCAAAAUUGAUUUUGGUCAUAUGAAGGUCCCGUGCUUAAACACAUACAUUUAAAUGAUUUCGCAGGUGUUCUCGGCACAGUUCUUGAAAACGCUCGCCCUUUUUAUCGCGCUCUUUCCGCCUCCUAACGAUAAAGCACUGAAUGUCAUUAAAUUUGGAUUCUUGCAAUCUUCCCUUUAAAAAUUGAUCGAGAAGCAUGUUGAAGGAUGCCCUCUCGACCAAGCGCAAAACUGACUUACUCAAAUUUGUUUCCAGGCUGUAAAGACAAACAUGGUAAUGUUUUCGAAGUUCAUCAGACUUGGAGCCCAAACCCACUCAUUAACUGCACAUGUUUGCCUGGCUUUAAAGUCGAGUGUAAAAAAACUCAAAGUGGUUGCUGGGAUAGCCUUGGCAAUGCCUUUGGGAAUGGGCAGGAAUGGCUUAGCAGCAGCCUCACUAAAUGUGUCUGUACUGACGAACAAAUUUACUGCAUCAAUUUUUCUCGACCGGCUUGCACUGAUGAAAAUGGCCUUGUCAGGGAGCAUGGCACUAAUUGGUUCCCGGGACCUUGUUUUAACUGCUCGUGCACGGAUGGUGUCAUCAGCUGCGUAAAGUAUGAUGUCACUGUUGAAUAUGGCUUGUUCCAGUUGACAACAGCUGGAAUUUGUUUACCCUGUCGACAGCCAAAUGUUGAUAUUAAGCCUCCUGGACAGGGAACUAUUAGCAAUUGCAAAGGUUUGUUUCAUUGGCAAUGAAUGGAAUCAAAUGUCAUCUAGGUGAACAUAUAGAGUAGUAAUAUAUAGAUUUAGCCAGGGCUAAAAGCGUCGCUCCAGUUAUUUAACUUAUAAUUCCAGACAAUAACGUUGUAAUCCACAAAUCCAUAUGACUUUUAGGGGUGGUGCUGGGUGAUUUAAGAGAAAAAAUAAUUUGCAAACAGUGCAAGAAUAAAACAACAUCUAAAGUCCUACACCCAAUAAAUAGCAAUCACCUUGGAUCACAGUAGAUUAGGCGUGUAAAACAAAUUCUUCCCAAGCAAAAUGACCACCUACACCACGUUUAUUUUAUAAGGGUAUGUGGACAAUCCCGAAAUAAAUAAUUUUAUACUCUCAAGGCACGAUAGUCCUCGGGAUCGGUGGCAGCCAAUUUACACGCAGUAUAUGUAACUUUUCUUUUUAUCUCUCUGUCUAAAGCAAAGGCCAAAAUGAAAAUUUAAACAGGCGGGAUUUUUUUUUUUUACGCUACAAGUUUACUUUACAAAUCUGUUGCUGGUACCGCGUAAACCAGUGGUCAAUUUAAUAAAACUUUUACAAGUGUAGCUAUUGAUCUCAGAAUGCAAAACAACAGCUACACUUGCAAAUUACAAUUGCAAAAGUUUUAUUAAAUUGACCCCAGCCUUUUUGCAUUAGCUCCGAGGUAAACAGAACUAUCAGGCGUUGUUUGUCUAUUUUAAUAUGUUCAGACCUUCUGCACUCUUUACAGAACAAUCCGCUUACAAGACAAAUUACACUCAUUCAAUCUUCAGGACGAUCGAACCACGCGCUUCCCUUCCACAACAAAUUUUAAAAAUGACAACCACAUAAAAAGUUACAAGUAUAGAGACAAUUCACCAUUAGACCAUUAGACGGGACUGUUCAGUCAGGUCGUUCUGCUGUUAUGCAAUUAUACAGGGUAUUUUAAUCGCCUUUGAGAAAAAACUUUCGAAAACAUCUAUUUUUAAUGCAAAUUCCAAAAUCACCCGUCCGCUUAGCCACUUCUAAAUUUUGCCAAGAUGAGUCCAAACUUACAGACCAGGCUGUCAAAUGUUUGAAUGAACACUAAGUAGUAAAAGGUCUCAGAAUCAUUUUCGUGUGCAUUUUACUUCUAAAGUCCAUUUUCAUUUGAUACACGCUGCAUUUUGAGUUCUCCUGUAUGCGAUGUUCAUGUACGACUGAAAACAACAACCGUAAAAGCGAUAAGAAAGAGAUCUUGAUAAACAAUCAAGACAAGAAAAUAAUAUAAUUAAAUGAAACAUUUAAAAAGACAACAAUGUUUAUUCACGAAGAUAUGUUUGAGUCAUGAAUGAAACGUCACAGAUUUUCUCCGUGUUUCAGUUGCUGUUUUUAAAGAUGAACUCGAGGCGAGAAUAGCGCGCAAAGCUUCAACCUAAUAGUUCGUAAUAAUCUUAAUAUUCUUCAGAACGUUCCCUUUCUAGUCGUGGCUAGAAAAUGUCUAAAGACUUUUUAAAUUCUAUACUAGGUUAGAUCAUUGUCUCAAAUCUUAAAAAAAUAAUGCGCGUAAAGUGACGGCAUAAACAUUGCUCAACUUCAUGAAUAAGAAACCAGGAGAGAAAACAUCAAAUGCAAUACUGUAAUUAAUCAAGCUUACCGGUCGAUGCAGCUCGUAAUUGCCAUCAAGUAAGGCCAGAAUUGCUGACGAUUAGUUUCAACCCUUUUUAUAUACGCAUCAGGCAAGGCGAAGUACUAAGAAAAGCUUAUUUUUGAAAGCUUACUUUUUGUCAAGAGGCGCAUUUCUCAACCAAUCCCAAUAAACACGCCAACUAAGAAUAACAAACGAAUCUUGUUAACAGCUGUAUUUGAGUAGAUCCAGUGCAAAAAGAAUGUUGAUUUAUCCUCUUUUGUUAAAACAUAGUAAGAUGGUACAAAACGAUGUCGGAUUCAGCUAUCAGUAAACAUUCUCCAGAUGCAACAGAGACACUUCUCUUCGGCGAUCCUCUUCGCUAGGCCUUCGACUGAUAAUUCUCCCUCUCGGCCUUUCUCUUCUUUCUCUUUCCCGUCGCUCUUCACUUAUAAGCAAAUACGUUGAAUUUAAUCCGCUAUUGUUUGUUGCCAUAACAAUUUUUUCGACGGUCACGGUCACAAAAUACUUAAGUUAUGAAAUACUUAAAAACAAGUUCCUAAAAUAAAAAAGUUCUUUAACGUAACAACAAUGGUCACACCACUUCUUGCGCGAUUUCCCGCCAAGAAAAACCGCGGGUUGCACAAAUUCAUCGCACGGUUUCCUGCAAAGAAAAUAUAACAUACUCCUCCCCGCGACGGGGGGACACCUGAUUUCCUUCCCUCACCCCCAAAGAGUGUACGGAAGGACGCAGUACGCUGACGUCAUAACCAAAUUUUCUCGGAUGGGUAGACAACUAAAUUUUCUUACCCAUGGUGCUUCGCUGCGUGCGUUUCGCGCGCGCGAGAGAGCUAUGCUAUAACGGUCUUGAAAACCCUGAAACUGUUUAUUCUAAAAUAUUAUAGUUUGCCAGAACGUGUUAGCUGGCAAUAACUCAUCAUUAACUGUUACAAGCUGUCUUUUAUCGUGUCUAUUGAUGGCCUAUCAGUAUAGAAGAUAAACGACGAACGUAAGUAGAACGAAACCAUAGCUGUUUAAUUUCUCCAGGAAAAAAGAGGGGAAAAUCACAAAGUAAAAUAAACUGAACAUUAAACUUUACGAUCUAAUUUGUCUUUUAUGAUUUAGUCUUUUUUCAGCUUAAGAAUUCAAAUGGAUUAUUUCAAUGCACAAACGGCGCCUUUAUAAAGAAAGAACAUGUUUGUAAUGGAAACGCCGAAUGUUUAGAUGGGUCUGAUGAGGCUGAUUGCCAGGAUGGUGAGUAUUGUGCUCCAUGGAAUUCUAACAGUCCCGCAAACAAACAGUAGAGAGCGUUGGUUGCACCUGGACAGGAGUCGAUUACCCUGACCUGUAUAAAAGCUGCCCUGUCCACACUAAUUCGUUUUCAAAAGUAUGAGUUUUCGAUUAGUAUGCGAUUCUCAUCCACACUACCACUUUGAUGCGUUUUCGAUUGUCCUCACUAAAAUGUUCGAAAACGAUAGAAUUGCUUGUUGUGACGUAAGUAGAACUCUGUGCGCAUGCUACAAACACACGCGCCUGCGAUAUUUUCGGUCAUCGUUUUCAUUUUGAUGCGUUUUCGACUGCUCAUAAUAAUACGAUAUUUAUGCGCUUUCGUUUUAAUUCACUUCCAACAGCGCUUUCAAAUCGAUGCGUUUUCGACGAAAACGCUCAGCAUCGGAAUGCACGCGUUUUAAAACAUGCAUAAGACCCCCCCAUAGAGGCUAUUUGCAAGACAGUUAUAUAUAUGGCAAUAUUUUGUGUCUGUAUUUUUUCUUUCCAUUUUUUUAGUUAUCUGUAGGGAUGAACAAGGUCAGGUUUUGGUUCUCAAAGACGUUUGGAAGGUAAAAUCGUCCUUUUAUAAGAAUUACUAAAUUUCUUAAACCUAAUAUAAAUUAUAGUUCUUUUCUGUCAUUCUCUAUUUGUUCAGCCAUGUUUGACUUCAGAAAAUGGUUUACAAUUGUUUCUCUUUCACUGCUUUGAACUGGAUGUUGUCCCAAAUGUUUGAUGCAAUUGUUUAUCGCUGUAGAGUACAAAAGAGUCUGUACUUUUGCCUAGGUCAAGAAUGCGCAACCGUUUUGAAGUCUAUAAAUAGGGCAAAAAAGUGAAAUGUUCUUAUACUUACAGUCGGAGCUGACCUGGGAGAGAUAAUUUACUGAAUAAUUUACUUUUAAGGUUACUGCAUGCAUUGAGUGUAGAUGUGAUGCUGGAUUACUGAAAUGUAAAAGAGUACUGAGGGUGUUUUUCCCAGGCAUGUAUGCGUAUGCACCGCUGACUGAAAAAUGUGAACAGCCUUCUUGUAACACAGUGGACUUUAUUAGAGAAAGAAAACAUACGUGCGAAGGUAACAUUUUUUCUGGGAUCUUUAAUUUAUUACUCAUCCGCUCGAUCGUUUACUCAAUCUUGUUCCCGAUUCCUUCCUUCCUUCCUUUCUCCAUCCAUCCAUCCAUCCAUCCAUCCAUCCAUCCAUCCAUCCAUUCAUCCAUCCAUCCAUCCAUCCAUCCGUCCGUCCGUCCGCCCGUUCGUUCGUUUGUACGUGCUUUCGUUCUUUCACUAUUCAUCUAUCCAUCAUUCAAAACGUAUUUUACAUCAGAAUUAAUCAAUACAGCUAAAUAACGUAUUUCUCAGAAAUGAGACAUUAAAAGCAAAUUGGUCGACGUCAACUAACGGAAUAACUUUAUGAUGGUCGAUCGUUAGAUGCAUCGAAAAACACCUCUUUUAAAAACACUAAAUUAACUUUUUUUUUCAUCUUAAGCAAUAUCAGUUGAAACCCAUGCUGGCGUGUUGCUUUUUUAUUGCUUUCGUUGAUAAACCUAUGUUCAUCUAUGUAUUUGAGAUUUAUAACUAAACAACAUUUAGUAACGAUCAUGAAUUCAUUAUUUCGUAGGAAUUGAAACCACCAAGGGAGGGCGUAUUAUUCUUAGAGGUGAAACUUGGGAAUUCCAAGGCUGCAAGUUUCAAUUCAGGAAAUCGAGGAAGACACAGGGAUGUCCAAAAAUGCUGGGGCCAACGUGUGAUUUGUACGAUGGAGCCAUAUGCUGUGCUGUGAAAUGUACAGGUAACACCAAUCCUACUCUCUCAUACACAGUUAAACACUUGAAGAUCCUUCGAUACACCGAUCCUUCAAUACAAAACCAGUGUAUUUCGUUAUUCAUAUUUGUUUAAAAAAAGCAAAACCAUAAAACAUUAUUACCAUUGACAAACGAAAUCGGAGGGUACAGGUAAUCGAUCUCGCAUAAAAAAGGUGUAAAUCUUUUAGUUCUUCUCGCUAGAGCAAUAUGUAAUAGGAAUUCAAAGAUAUCAUACCGGUAAAGAUGUCACGCCUGCCAUCCCCUUUAGCUUUUACUGGGAGAUACAUAACAAAGACAAAAAAACCCAGUGGAAAAUAAGCCAACCAGAUGACGUGUUUUCUCCGAGAACCCGGUGAAGAUAUAGAUUCCACUGGCUCUGUUACAGACCGAGGGGUGUUUCGAUUUAUUUUGACCAAAUUCUCCGGCGGCUUGUCUGGAAAGGAGCUCUGUCAAAUAUCCUUACGAAUUGAAAAGCUUUUAAGUAUAAUGAACCUUGGAGGGAACAACGUUUAAAUUUAGGAACAAAGAGUCAGCACGAAUUGCAGGGUUCUAUAUCUGAAGAAAAAGAAAUGUGAAAAUAUCAGGUAAUAAACGACAUAAAAAUAGCACUUGCAUGCAGACUUUUCGAAUUGCUUCCGGAGGUCUUGAAUUCACAAAAAAUGGCCAAUUUGCAAAAUAUUGUCAGACGUCUCUGAAACAAUGAUUUUUGCUAGUUUUACAGUGCUUUUCAUGACAUUAUAGCGACAUUUUCGCGCUGUUGAUUUCCUCGUAGCGCUUGCUGAACUUACCAGACAGAUGAGAGGGAUGCCACAGCUGUGUCCCGGAGGCCUUCACGCCGUGGCAUCUGGCGUUGCAUGUGUUACUCCCGAACCAAACUGUCUUCAGCCUCAUGACCUCUGCAAAACAAGUAAGUUGAUUAUAGUGUAUUAAGACACACAGCACAGGCUUUGUUUCUUGCAGACAAAAUUAACAAAAGCAGAUUUAUGUUCUCAUUGCCUCAAAUGGAAGCCAUAUCUUAGCCGUAAAUGUUAAGGGUCUGGGAUUGGCACAGUAAUCUUUGGUGGCCUAAUUAGUGUGUACAUGUAAAUGAAGCUUAACGUACAAUCUGCAAACUUCAUUUUAGGAACUUGAGUCGUAAUUUCUAAGCUGAACGUCAUUUGCAAAAUAUUUGUUUGACUGGGAGCAUUGCUUGGACAUUGAUGGAUUGCCGAUAACAUAAAGCUUUAGCUAGUGCGAGAGUCUAUGGAUGGCUAUGGAUUGCUUUUUUUGCCUUUUUAGAUGUCUCUUGUCAAGAUGAGAACGCUAACACGUACUUUGAAGGAGCCCAGUGGUCCGUUGGCGACUGUAUCACGUGCAAGUGCUACAAGGGAAUUAUAUCAUGUGAACAACACGUGUCUUUCUUAACAUCUAAUGAUGCAAUCGUCCAAAACUGUAGUCAACCACAGUGCAAUACGGUGGCUUUUGUAAAAUCAAACAGAGGAAUUUGUAAAGGUAAGUACUUUUCUAGGCCCUCUUGGACUCAGAAUUUUGCUUAUUGAACGAUUAAAACUUUUGAGGUCUCUUAACUUAAUGAUGUUUAAUUUUUCACUCUUACUUCCUCGGUGAUCAGAGCAGUUCAAUUAGUCCUGUAAGAAGCAGGAGCAUAGCUUCCAUAGACGCCCAUACGCCCGUGCGUACAGCUUAAUCUCUGGAAAAUUAUAUAACUAUUUUUGAGAUCAGAGCCAUAAUGGUACGGCUCUUGCUAUUUCUAUUUCCUGACUAAAAAAAGCAUUUUUUAUCAUGAAAUCAGGAUGAUUGAUUACGGUUUUAUUCUUUACUCUUUUACUAUUCCUUAAACUGACGAAAAAAUGUGCUGCAGCCUUUUCCUUCUAAAUUCUUAUUUAUUUACUGAAAAUGUCCUGGGGAAAACACAAGAAAAAGGCAAUUCUGGGACCCUUUUAACAAAUUUUCUGGUGGAAGCUGGGGUAUGCCUUCGGCGUUCUAACUUUUCUUCCUGUGAGAACACCUUCCAAAUCUCACGCUACGCCCCUGAGAAGGAAAACAAAAGCCUAUGUAUACGUCAUUUAAAAUGAUAAUUUAUUUUCUUGCCGUCAAGGCCCUACUAUAUCGUUUGUACAUCAGCAUAGCUAUUGAUUGUUGCAAAAGUGCCAUAAACGUUUUUAUUUUUUUUAAUAUUAAAGCUAAAAAUGAGAAAUCAGUUUGACAGUUAAAAAGUCUGUAAGUCACAUUGUAGAUUACCACUCGUCUCAAUGUAACACUUUCAGCGCAAGUUUUCCGGAAAUGGCUAUUGCCAGAGUAAAUUUGUUUUCUUUUCUGACACCAAUUAGCAAAUCAUGACAAUCACGAGUCUAACUCUGAUAAUGCCUUAGAUUCGUUUGUGGUGUUAAUAGAGUUGUUAGCACCUUGAGAUGUGACCUCUUAAAUUUGUUCCCACUCUCAAAGUCUUCAUCUUUCUUUGUGUCUUUUCUCUGAAGCUUGCAGAUGGAAGAAUAAGGUAUUAUUUGAUGGCCAUAGUUGGACUGACAAUGGCGUCGACUUCUUCUGUUUCUCUGGACAAAGAGUGAGGCCUGGUUGUUACUUAGAAACCAAUAAAAUAGUCUGCACUGGCGCUUUCAAAGGUUUGUACUUUUUUAUGUGCUCUUACUGGGUAGCCGGUUUGCAUUAGAUUCCACUUGACACAGGAUGAAAUUUCUAAACCGGAGCGAAGCAGAGCCUACUAGUAAAAGCGCGUUUUCAAAAGUGUGCGGUCGUAUGCGUUUUCGUUGUCAUCGAAAACGCAUCUAUCAAUUCGCGUCCACACUACCGUUUCGAUGCUUUUCCGACUGUCCACACUAACACGUUCGAAAAUGAUAGAAUUGCAUGUUGUGACGUAAGUUGUACGCUAUGCGAAUGCUACAAACACACGCUCCUGCGAUAUUUUCGGUCAUCGUAUUCAUUUUGGUUUUUUUUUUACCGUUUUCGACCGUCCGAAAUAAUACGAUAUGUCCAUACUAACAAGAUGCAUUUUUGUUUUGAUCCACUUGCCAGAGCGUUUUCAAAUCGAUGCGAUUCCGAUGAAAACUCUCAGCGCAUUAGUGUGAACAGAAGGCCUAAACACAUCGAAAUGUAUGCGUUUUCAAACGAGGACGCAGAGUAUUCAUUCCACUGGCACUACUUAACUUUCAGUUGAUCAUUUCUUUUUAAAUUUCCAAACUCUUUCUCAUACUUAUACGCAAAAUGUGACUUGGCACUGACAGUUGCUGUGAUUGUACUAAGGCAGGCACUCCUUUCGACUCCAAAGACAUGGUUGAUCACAGACACACAUGAAUACUGUUUAGUUAACAUCGCUAUCUAUGUAAAAAACACGCUCUGCCGCGCUACCGUCACCACUGUGCAAGACACAUGAGAGGAAAAACGCGGUAAUGAUUUUUUUAAAAAAAUGUUUUUACCCCUCCAGGAAUACAAGACAUUGAGCAUAUUUCUGAAGAGUUGUUCCUCUGUGAAAGUGGAGAUGAAAUAAGGUCCCUAAAUGACAGGUGUAAUAAAAUAGACGAAUGUAAUGACAAGUCAGAUGAAAAAGGCUGUAUCCAUUGUAAGUAAACGCGUAUAGGCUUUUAUAAUGAACACAACGGGUGACUUCUCAUCUCUCAAAAUGAAGUAUUAGAGAAGGUAUACCUCGUGGUCGAAUAUUAGUUUACAUCCUGCGUCUGAUUUGAUGUUCUUCGCAGUCAUUUUAACCAGGGGAAAUCACGUAGUUGACAAAUCGAAGGUUGAAUAUCCGACAAGUUCAUCCUGCUUUCGAUUUGGUAUCCUUCCAUCUGAUUUGAUGGGUCACAUACCAAAUUGGAUGUCGUAUAUUUAUUACGAGAUAUCUUGUGCGCUCACAUUUGAAGUUAAUCUCACGCAAUGGAGCCCAGGGUACCUGACAAGCACGCCCUCUUUCUCUUCGUUUUUACCGGCGAUGUUUAGGGGAUGAGAGAUGGGGAAUCUGCAAUCUGAAAAUCCUCCUCUCUUUCUACUGGACAGAUUUUUGCCCAUCUCAAACGAAGUUUAACCUAAAGUGGAACAGAACCGCGGUCGGCACUGUUGUUUAUAGAAACUGUUCAAAGGUGGAAUCAAAUCUUGAAGGUAAACACGUCUCUCCCCUUUCCUUGAAAUCGUUCCUGAUUUUUCUAGGCUGGUGUCAUCAAUACGGUUCCUCUAUUAUUGUUUUCAUCUCUCCGUGUUUGUUUGUUUUUUUGCGAAUGUUUUGUAGGUCAAUUUAGUGCACUAUGUACAGAAACCAAUGGUGCUACAAGCUGGAAACAUAAGGAAAGUUGUGACUGCGAAAGACAAACUAUUCUUCAUGCAGUCCGAUUGAAGGUAAACGGUUCUCCUUCAUAAGCAAAAGCUAAACUCUUAGUUAAAAAAAGUCAGAAGGAGAAAUCAGGUACGGAAUGCAUCGAUCAGAUUUACAGUUUUGAGCUUCGUAAAAGACAGAUUAAAAGCUGCGCCCUAUAAUGCGACUGAUCCUGCAAGCCCUAGAAACUGCUUCCUCCCUGAGGAGUGGGGGCGGUUGUGUACAGUGUUUGAAAGUUGUACAAAGGCCAUUCCGUAGCCGCCUUCGCUAUAGCUCCACCUUUCGUUUAAGCUUUAUAUCCAUGCAAAACAACAACAUUUGUAAAUCUGCAACCAACCAAGUGUUUUUCUUUUUACUUUUAGUUAUCUUCAGCCAAUGUAACGAACUUGGUGGAUUUGACCGGAGACCUGAAAAAGGACGCUAACAACUUUACAAAUAAACGGAAAUUCUUUAGUUAUCUUCAAGAUUUCUUUAAAACUGGAGUGCGAAUAUUAAGCCCAAUUACCCAACGUAAUGACAUGGUGGCACUGAACUUCUCCAAGGUUAGUUAAAGGAAUAAGAAACCCUCACCGGAACGUUUAGUCCAUUCGAACAAUAUAAUUUGUUUGUUUAAGGCUGGGCAAUAAAGAUUUUAAAAUGAUAAAGUUCUCCGGCUGAUCAAAGAAGAAUAUUUUACCACUGCUUCUUCUUUAAAAAGGGAGGCCAAGUAUCUAUUCAAAUUCUCUUAGCUUUAAUGACGAGGUUUUUUCUUGCAGACAGGUAAAAAGAAGGUUCCUAGAUAGGAAUCCUUUACUUCAUAUCAAACAGUCAAGUUACACUUUCUCGCUUGAUGGAAUUCCUCUUUAUUACAAACUUCGUUUUUCAAAUUAUAAUUUAAACUAUUUUAAAACAUUUUUCUUACCUUAAUGCAAAUAAGAAACACUGACCCAUACCGACCAGGCCAAAACGAACUAACACUGAGAAAGCAAAAUUCCAACUGUGUUGUCCGCGCUUACACUCUGAUCAGCAUUGAUCAGCGGCAGAGAGCGGGAAACCGCGGAAUCGAUUCUCCAGGGCCAGACAGCUCUAAAAUAAAUUAAGGAGGCACCACCUUUACCCUGAAAAAGGUCACUAUAGUCCUUCCGGUGGUUCGGAUUACCACAAAUCGAUCUUGUCGGUAGGGGACGUAAAACGUGUGCCUCAUUUAACUUACACUUUGUGCUUUUUUUUAUUAUUAUUCCAUUAUCAUACUUUAUGUCUUCUCUUUAGAUAAUGCUCUUUACAGCUGAGGAUCAACGCAUUUUCAAGCCACUUCCGGAGUCCUUUUGUCCACAAGAAGUGGUAAGCUUCAACAUUUUUAUUUUCAAAAUACAAAAAUAGAGAAAGCAAUGAUAAACUGAAUGAUAAUAAUGAAAAAAAAUCUUGCCUUGGGUGCCAGACAUUUGUUUUGUUAUCUUUUCAAAUCCCUCAGUGAUGGUUCGCGGCAAGAGAGGAUGUUCGAGGCUGAGUAGCCAGGGCGGUUUAUAUCAUAUGAUAGAUAUUUUAAGAACCGACUUAGCUCUAAAGCCAGGCUACAUAUAAUAUAAAAAUAGUCAGAGCCAUUUUCAGUUACCGAAAUACUGCUCAGUGAAAUAACGUUCAAUGAGUGAAAUGGUAUGCGUAAGCGUUCGUCAUUUGAGUCUGUUCGCUCACCAAUCAAAUUCCUAAAUUCUCGCUCACUUGUUGUUCUUUUGUUCUUGCGUAUGAUUUCAAUGUCAAACAAAAAGCGUUUCAGUGUGUGGAGCUUCUAAAGACUACAAAACAAUCUAAUCAGCCUCUGUUUUCUGUUUUUACCUAGGGGUUUGGGGAACGCCGCUUUCUUCAAAUCAGUGUUUUGAAGUUUUGUCGUCAAGCCCCAAACUUAACCCAAACUUUGGAGUUUUGCAGCCGCCUUAUGUUACCCCCCCGGUAAAUAUACUUCUAUCCAGGGUUAUAUGCUUCUGGUUUAUGUUAUUUAUUAUUUAUUUAUAAUAUUAAUUGUUAUUUUGCCACCAUUAAAUUAAAUACAUACACUAUUUUCAGAGAGAAGAAGCAAGGGAGCCCAUGGAAGCCAAUAAGGCUUAUGAAAAGGACCACCUUCUACCUUUAAAAAUAUGUGACUAAAUAAAUUAUGAGCGCAGUAAGACAAUCUACCCAUCGGAGAAAAUUUGGUAAUCACAUGACCGUACACCGCCCGCCCGUCUGUCCGCACCACGGGGAAACAAAUGUUUCAAGGUGCAACCUGAUAAUUGCAAAGAUUGCACAUUCAUAUUAUCAAGACAGGGUAUCCGCUGACCAGUAUCACCUGACCGUUUUGCAGGCUUAGGUAUCUACCCUUCGAGGUCGAGUAUUUUUAAGUUAUCCGCUGACAAGUUACAAGUUUUCAAAUGAUCACAGGCUCAAGUUCAAUUUUUUUUAAAAUGCAUGGGAAAUAAGUUGUGUUUAUGAGCCGCGUUAUUAAAAUUUUGAUUUCAAACUGACCUCGGACGCGAAAAUUCAGCCAGCUUUUAGAGGCAAGGAAAGCAGUUGCUUUUGACUUUUCUACCAAGGUCACGCGUUCGUAACGCUCUAGCUACGUUCAAUUUUUAUGCUCUGAUUGGUCAAAAUUUGACUGGUGAGUUCAUGCGGAAAAUUAAUGCAGCAUCUGGAAACUUGUUUACUGAUAGCUCAAGGUGAUAAUCGAUGCUGAGAGAUUUUUGUGUCAUCUUGCAAUGUGUUUUUAAAACUGCCUUUUUUCACUGGAUGUACAAAAUGAAACACAGCUGCUACCAAGAUUCUUCUGUUAUUCAUGGCUGGUUUGUUUAAUGGGUCAUUUUUGUUGAGAAAUGCGCCGCUUGUCAAAGACAUCGGAAAUCCGAUUUACGCGGAAGGCAUCGCUUUCGUUUUUCACCUUGCUUGAUGCGUACGAGGCUUGUAAAGUUUUUUUCAUUCUUGUGCCGUGGUUUUGCACAAAUUUUCGCGCAAAUUGUCUCUUUAAGAGUUAAAGACACACAACAAUACAAAUUUGAUAGCGUCAAGGCACCUUAUAAGGGAAAAGCCCUCACUUUCGGUUGACGUCGCUCAAAAACGCCUUCGCUUAACUGCUCUCUAAUAACGAUUAUUUAAUAAUUAAUGUAUGAGGCUGAGUAUCUUAUGAAGAAUUAUGGAGAUCGAGGAGGGUAUCAUCGGCCGAGGCGGAUAACACCCUCCGAGAUCUCCAUAAUUCUUCAUACGAUACGAAAGCCGAAUUCAAUGAUUUUUUUAUUAUUCAUUCAAAAUAAUUCCUAGUUUAAAAACAUUUGGCUAAAACAUGCUUAUCUCCAUCGACCCAUCGACGUUAAGUUUUUCUUCAAUAACAAUAAACGUUUAGGGUUGUUCAGCUCCACAAAUAUUCUCCAAAUAGCAGAUGUCGCCCUUCGAGUUGUCUUGCCAUGUUUUAAGCUAUUAUUUCGCCUAGUUCUUACUCUUCAAACGACUGAGAUGUCCGCCAUUUUUGUUUUCACAACCAAAACAACUCAACCUCCUCCCCAGGUCUUCUCGGUUAACGGUACAUUAACCUGCAAAAAAGCUGCACUUUUGACGUCAUCGGUUCAUUAAACGCUAAAUUCCUCCAAAUUUGGUCAUCAGCAGCUGGUUAUGGUGAAUUAUGCGAGUGCUCUUAACCAAUCAGAACUGGGCAAAUAUUUUGAAUGAAUAGUAAUUAAAAUUAUUAAUCAUUCAAAUAUUUCGCUGUUUCCGAUUGGCUCCAAUCCCCGGCUAAUUCUUCAUCAACCAACGGGCGCGUACGAUAUUUGGAAGAUGCGAGCAAUAUGCCAUCCAUUCUAUUCGAUGGUAUAUUUGAUUGAAAACGAGGUUGAUCGAUGGUAUAUUUUCCUCGAAACAAGGCUGAUUGGGUAAACGGCGCUCAGCGCUAUCCGAGGACGAAAUUAAUAGCUGAAUUUUCUGACAAAAACCGUGAACGGGAGAAAUGUAAGUUUACGCAAAAUGCACUGCUCGAUGGGAUCGCGGUUCGUUUUAAUUUAGGCACAUGAACAUGACAACAACAAGUCUUUAGUCAACGCUUUUUUCGACAUUGUUAGUCACGUUAGACUCCCGAUUGAUCUGGUGGCUCAGUCAGUUAUAGAUCAGGCAGCUCAGACUAAUUCUGAGGUGCAUGAGUUCAAUCCCCUGCCGGAGUCAAAGACGUCUCCUUUGAUUCCUAAUUCAUCUAUUAAAUUUUUCUUUCCGGAACUUGUAGUUCAGAAAGAAAUAUAGACGGUUUCUCUCAGCGCUCACAAUAUAACACAAUUCACAUUUACUUUCACUGCAAAGUGCUUCGCGGCUUACGCACUCAAUUGACAUAUAUUCCCCAGGCCUUCCUCUACACAACUGCUACUACGAACAUGAUGCCCUUGCUUGUCAGGGGCACCCAACGUCAACUUUCGGAAAAUAUCUUUUCGGAAGACGAUCUGAGAUCUAGAAUUUUCGGAACAUUUGUUGUAAAAUUUCUUUCUUGCCUGCCUCUCCUAGGAUUUUCGAACACCUAAAAAAUAGUAUAAUUGCCCAUUUUUUUUACCCUAAAAUUUUCGGGAGCCUUUUUUCUGGCUGAAAUUUUCGAAAAGGUAAGUUUUGAUCCCUAUAGUUUUCGGAUCACUAGACUUUCAGCUAGGAAAUCCCAACAGAUGAAAAAUUUUUAGGGGAUAAAAAAUACCUAUAUCUAACUGUUUAAACAUUAAAAUACGUUUAACAAUGUUUAAGUGGUUUUGAACUAUAUUCUCGUUGGGUGCCCCUGGCUUGUCAGUGGCCAUUGAACAAAGCCAUUCGACUGUGUUUUAUUUUUGAAUUUCAUUAGGGUGUUUGAACACAAAACAACGUCCGAUGUUGUCUCACCACUCUACAGUGAACCUAACACAGGUAUUACUCAACUAUGGUUCCAUCCGGUUCUAAGGCUGAAGAUUGACCCCAGUCAACUUUCUGCUCGAACAAGAACCUCUGGAUCUCCCUCUCUUAUACCAAGAAACGACACGAAAAUCGUGAGUUUAAUUUUAAACUACGCAUGUCCACCAUAUGUGUGUUAUUCGACAUCUCCCCGGGCUACAAUACUAAGGAUGAGUAAAACUGGUGAACUUACAAUUUAGGAACAUUUUUUUUUUCCAUUUGAAAUGUUAACGUUUCAUUAGAAGGUAAAGUGAGGCUGGUGAUGAGGCGCUGUUGCUUUGAAAUAUAAGCCUGUCAGCGGCGAUUAAUAAUGUUUCCUUGGCUUUUUGGUCUUUUUAGACCUUUUAUAGUUGUUGUUGUUUUUUCAGUUUAUUUACAGUUGGCAUAUUUAGAUUUUGUUUUAUUUCGUUUUCUGCACACGUUCUUCAAUUGCUAUCAAAUUGAAUAUUAAUAAAAUCAAGCCCCUAAAGGCAAAUUUCAAUACCUUAGUUCUGCCACCUCACUGUCACCUGUUAAUGAGAAAACUGUCAAAUUUGAUGUGCCAUUUUAUAAUCCUCUACAAGAGCCAUAAAAAAAUACCCGCUUUUUUAAAAUUCGAAAUGAAAAGUCAAAUUGAUAUAAAAGUUCUAGCGUGGAACAAAGCUUUAGAGGUAACUUGGAUAUCGUGGUUACAAUCGGCAAAUGAAGGUUCUUGAAAAAUCAUUCCUGGUGCAGCCCUAGAGACGCAUGGAGGACUGUCUAGAGGGUCUCAAUGGGGUGGUGGCUGAUACAGUUAUCGGCUAAAAUUUUGGCUAUUUUACGGCUAUCAGUUAACUUUUUUCAGUUACGGUUAACGAAAAAGUUAAAAAUUAACUUCUUUUGUUUCAAAAAGUUAAAUAUUAAUUAACCCGUAUUUUUUGGUAUCUUUAAAUCAAAAUAAAGGUCUUCAGAUCAUCUCGGGAUGAAAUAAGCUAUUCUUUUGAAAAAUUUUAACAUUUGAUAGAUCAUACUUUUUAUAAGUAAAGUAUUCCACUUCUAAUAUUAUUUUACACAUAGAAAUGUCAAUAGUCAAUUUAAAAAUAAUCUUUGUGAAAAAGCAAAAGCAGACACGCGAACGCCCAACUCAAGGCCGGGGCGCGACAUUCAUUAUAACAGACAUGGCCGUUUUCACACUAGAGAAGGAUUAUUGUUGUGAGACGGGUUAUCUGUUUGAUGAUUCGCAUCGGAUAUCGGUAAUACGUCUUAAUUUGAAAAUCGAAUAGUUUUAAUUUUGAGUAAACAAUCCGCCUGACUUUUGAAGACGGGAUUAUCCGUUCCAUAUAGCCUCUGUACAGCCGCCUCCUCCCCCUAGAAAAAAUCAGAGAAGGGGUGUCUGUGGGGAGGGCGCGACUGUACACAGGCUAGUCUCAGACGGAUGAUCCGUUUCUAGCUCUAGUGUGAAAACGGCCAAUAACAAAAUUCCCGUGUCCAGUGUUUUUAAUGAUAGCGAGGGACUCUACGGAACGACUGUCUGCCGUUGCCUUGUCUGUAGGCCGCAUCAUUGCAUUUUUACGCGCGGCUAAUGCGUUUCGGGUCACGUAGUAUGAGCCAGUUCGCCACCGAAAUGCCUUGACCGAGAUUGCGUGGGAAGACGUCGUACAGGGACUAAGCAUGGCAAUGCCUACCGUAGCGUCAGAGAAAAACGGGGAAAUGUUGUUUAUCGGCAACGUGUUUUAUAAACAGUGACAUAUCUGCGUGUUGUUGUUGCGUGUUGUUGUUGGAGGUGUUUCGAGGGUACGAACUCCUGAAAAUUGCAAAUACUAAUUCCCAGCAAGAAGCCACAUCUUCGCUAUGGAAAAAAUUAGUUUCUCGAGAGAGCGCCGGAAAUGGAGCCUAGGUCUUGAUUAACACCUAAAAGGCGCUUCGCCUAACGUGCGUACGGAGUCACACUAGUCGCUAAUCUAGGGAACAAUUUCUUUUACGGUUAACUCUUUUUUACCCUAUUUACGGCUAACGGUUAAAAUUUUUCAAUUUUUACGCCCAUCGACUAAAUUUUUGGCCGUUUUACGCCUAUCGGUUAAUCCCAUUGAGACCCUCUGUCUAGUUUUCUGGUAAAAAGUAACUAUGGCACUGACACAUUAGAUGUCGACAAUUUUCCAUCCCUCAGUACGUAGAAAUAUUGAAACAAUGGCAAAUAACAAAAAGUCCUUGGAGUACUGAAACCCUACCCAUUGAAAUUUGUUAAUCGACGGUAAACCAUUAUUUUGCAAAAGCUGGUUUGACAAAAGCAUUUUACAUGCAGCGACCUUCUCAAUAAAAACGCAAACGCAUUCCUCUCUUUUAGAGGACUUUUGCUCAAAAUUCGAUCUUAAGACACCUUUCACUCUCUAUCUUGGUCCCAUUAACGCCAAACCAUCCUCCUGGAGGCUUAAAAAUUCACCUUCGCGAUGCUCUGUGAGUGAGGAGAAUGUAGAAAAUAUCUCCACAAAAGUUGCGCCGAGCAUUCUGUCGGGUGUUGAAGAGAACCUUUGUACCACCCACAGCUGAAAAUAAGAUCUUCAGUUUAGUUUUUCUCACGACAGCAUUUAUAAAGUGUACGAAUUACCUUUUCAAAUUAAAAAUGACAUCAAAAUAACAAGAAUGUGAAUGUGAAUAUGAGGUAGUACAAAAUAUGUCACAGUAUACUAGCUACUAAAGCAAGCCCUUUUAGAGCCAAAAUUUGUGACUAUAUUGUAUGCCCUCAAAGUCUAAACAAAACACACUCCUUAGAUUACAUGUCCGUGCGCUGCCCUUCCGUGGUUGCCUUUUCGAGGACAUUUCAAAUUUGGUGGGCCAAUAAAACUGGGCAAACCCUGGCAUUAUCAGACAGUAAGAUUCUGUACGGGGUUUUCAAUAAUACACAACACAAAUAUUCCAUAAAUUACAGACUUCUUUCUAAUUGCAAAAUUCUCGAUAUACUCCAGCUGCCUAAGCGAAGAAAAGAUCUCACUUGACAGGUUUCUCACUGUACUUCUUUGGGAAAAGUUGAGUACUCAGAAAGAAAUAGCUUUUGUCAACAAUAAUAGUACGACCGUUGAAAACACCUUUCAACAUCUCCUUUAGUACCCAUUUGCGACGUGUGUUGUUGCUGUAGUUUUUGUUUUAUUGUUUUAGUAUUAUGAUCACUAAAAUUUUCAGUAUUAUUUUUUUCUAAUUUAUUCUUUUCUUAAUAAAAGAUGCGGUGGAUAGCAAAUAAUGUAGAAUAAUAAUUUCUGUACAUUUGACAUUUACUUGUAUUGUUUUGUGUUAUUUCUUGUGAUAAUAAAUAAAUAACUAAAUAAAAACUAGAAGGGAAAGUAUAACUAGAGUUAUUAGAGGGUCUUAUUAGGGACCUUUAACACAGCCAACGGAGACGGCGACGAGAAAGACGAGAAAACGGUCCCCAAGAAUUCAACUCAGAAAGAUCAUAACUUCCAUUUAACAUUUACAAGCGGGUUGAAUUAAACGAAUGGCGAAAAAGUUUCAAAACCGCGAAGUCAACUUAAAUGUCACAUUCUUGCUUCCGUCGCCUUUGUCGUUGCGAAGCUCCCUUAGCUGAAAAAUAAAAAAACGGAAAUUUGUUUAUGAGUAAUUUUUUGUUGUCAACUUAACGAAAGAUAUUUUUUCAAGUUCAUAUCUCAAAGCAUCAAAAGUGAUUACUUUACAGCAACCGAUGUUGUCUUUUAUUCACUUACCAGGUGAAUGAAAGCCAUGUUCCUCUUGGUCUUGAGAAUGCAAAUUGCUCUUGGUUGGAAUCUAACGUAAGUUAUAUCGGUUGCAAAUGACAUUUGCGAUUUAUUGUUCUCUCACAUUACCGCUGCACACACAAAGCCGUGUCACGUCAUGCGAUUGUAGUGGGACAGUUCGUGAUAUUAUGGAUGAAGCAAACUGAAGCAAACUAACUGGUGUUCCUUGAACACCCUAGAUGAUACCUAAAUGUGUAAGUUUCAUACCCCCCCCUCCUCCCACCUUCCAACUAGACCACGAGCAUCCCCCACCGUUUCAUAAUUAAAAUAUCUGGGGUACGAACUCAAGCACCAAGGAUGAAAUCGACACUAAUCUACACACAUCCGAGAACUGAGGCGGGUGGCAAAAAUUCCAAAAAGGGGAAAAAACAUAUUUCGCCACGUAUACCACUAUAUCAGGAUGAAAAUGACUAAACAAAUUAGUUACUUGAUAAGAUGUAACAGCAGAAAAGUGAACGAAAUUUUACAUAUUGCAUCUCCAGUUAAUUGUUCUGCGUACUUUGAUGAUGAUUCUCUGUCUGCCGACUGUUGAUGGCUGCCACGUCACUAUCUAUUUCCCUCACUUCAGAACAUAAACUCUUACUUUGCGAUUGACUGAAAUAAUAAUGGCUUGGGUGAUGUUGCUUUGCGCAUGGGUAAGGUUCUCUUGUCAUCGCGGAGCUUUCGCGAAGUUGUUCAAUCUCAUGCAAAUCGGCGUUUAAGGCAAAUAAUCACGUUAAUCUCUAAAAUUCUAUGGAGGACCACACACGUUAUCUUUCUUUUUAGGAAAAUGGUACUUUGCAGAUCAAAAGUAAAGAAAUAAUGGACAAGCAAAAGCAUAGAAAAGCCUUAAUCAGAGGUUACUUAGACCUGGUACUGAGCACUAUCUCCAUCAUGGCUGUCAUAAUUUCACUGAUUGCUCUCUCGUUUUUAAGGUAAGACUUGCCAUUUUGCCUCUCAGCAAUUUCAAAAGAUCAUUCUCCUCAUGUAAGGGAAUCCAAGACAGUCUUGGCUUGGAUUCCGGUCAGUUCCAGGUACUCAAUUCCGGAUUCCUUUUAAGCGGAACUUAAAACUUAGUGAAAUUCAGGAUUCCAUGAGCUGUAUUUCGGUUCCAAAGCCCAGGAUUUCGGAUCUGAAUUCCACCAAAAAGUUUCCCAAAUUCCUUAAUGCGGAUUCCUUCAGCUGGGGUGACUCAUCACUGAGUAAUUAAUGAAUAAAGUCCAGAGACAAUGUCAUCUUAUUUCUUAAGACCCAAAGGAUGUAUAGACAAGGAGUCUUAGAUGUUGUACAUAUGUAUAUACAACAAGUCUUAAGAAGAGCUUUAGCUUUGAACAUGCACUUGCCAGUGAAUUUCUAUAUAAACCUGAAAUGCAUGGUUGCUAAGUUGAGCUGUGAUCAAAUAUCCGAACAAGACCUCGAAAAAGCAACGAUAUACUCAGUUAUGACAUUAUAAUUAUAAGUUUAAAACUGAAAUACAGCGCCGCUAGUUACUCUGUUGCAUCAACUGAGUAACUGAUUUGAUAUUGGUUUAAAAAUGGCGGAUGAUUUGAUUGUUUUAACAGAAUAAGAAACUCCGAAAGGAUAUUUGUGCACAAGAAUCUUUUACUUUCCCUGUGCUUGGUUUAUAUCGUGAUGAUCUUCGACACUUUUGUCUUCACAAACAGGAAGCAAAACCCGGUAAUUCUUUUAUUCUUUUUCGUGUUAUUACCGCUAUUAUUAUUUGAUAUAAUAGUCAUGAAACCGUCCAUAUGAUGUGAAGCAUAGAAAAAAAGUGAUUGAAAGCGCAUGUAUUUGCAUCUUGAUUUAACAGCUGUGGCUACGCGAGGCCAGAGGGCUAGCAUUGUUUUCCUCAAAUCAAUGUCUUUAAAAAUAUCGUGGCUUACAUCUUCAAGCUUAUUGCAUGUUACUUUUCUUAAAAGGCAAUUUUUUGCCUGUUUUCAUUCUUCAUGUCUUAAGGUACUAUUUGUUUUCUUGACUUGAACUACUUGCAAAAUAAGACAUCACGUCUUUACCAGUACAUUCGACGCACGUAUAAGAAAUGUAAAAUGUAAAAAUAAAAAUCUUCCAGACAUUUUAAAAUCCUUGAAUGUGGUAAAGACGCGUAAUGUCUUAUUUUGCAAGUAGUUCAGGUUAUUCGAACACAUUCCUAGUCUUGGCAUUUACAAUUUCUCCAAAAUUUUCUUGACUUACACCGCUAAAACACUGCUCAAUAACGUUCAGCAUUUGUUGCUCAAAAAAAAGAAAAGAAAAAACGGUGAGAGAUGUUGCAGCUUGUUGAAUGUUUAGAAAACAAACUCAACAUUGUUGAACGAUUGACUUCGUUAUUCGACAUUAGUUGCAAGGUAAUAAUUAGUCCAUCCGCUCAUAUAUAUUAUCGUUAUACUUGGUUGAAUUGCCACUUUACCAGCGCAGCAGGACGAGCUCCGUCGAUAGAGUACUUAACUGCAGAGCGGUAGGUCACAGGUUCGAUCUCUAUGGACCUAUACUCAUCAGUGAACUGAGAAAUGAAGGUACUGCCUAUGCUCUACUGCAAACGGCAAGACUUUCGCGUGGCUCAGAUGACUACGUAAAAUGGCGGUCCCGUCUCCAGUAGGAGACGUAAAAAUAGUGUCCUCAAUUAGUACUUUCCUGAUAAACUGACAUAAGACUCUCAAAAAAGUGCGUCUUUUAACAUUAUUGCACUGUUCACCAUUCUGACCAGGAGCUAGCGCAAGAAAUAACAACCAGCCUGCUAACCGCCUAGGCUAACGCACAAAACCUACCAUUACAAUUGCACGAUCGCUCUAUUUCCAACGACGCAGCAACUAACAGUCUAUAUUUUAGCUGAGUUUUGUACCUUGCGCUGUUAAGUUCAGGGGAGUUUACUGUUAACGAAUGCAUGUAUUUUCUUUCUUACAGAAAUUAUGUUCAUUUAUGGCGGUUUUUCAGCAUUUUUCGCAUACCACCAUAUUUACGUGGAUGCUGGUGGAAGGAAUUCAUCUUUACGUCAAACUGGUGAAAGUAUUCUCGGUCCGGAAGCUUUACAUCACAUACGUCAUCAUCGGCUGGGGUAAUCAUGUCAAAAUUUCUUACUUCUCAAAACACACCUGCAACCUAGUUUCCAGGCUUCCUCCUGCUCAAUAGCCAACGUUCGAUAGAUUAAAAUUCUAACAUGACACUUUUACGUACAAACUGUUAAUUUUUCUCGAUCCUAUUGCUAGUUUUCAGUGCCCCGCCGUUCAAAAGAAAUUAAAAUUAAAACUGUUUAAUAGUUUAAGGCCAGAAUCUGGGAAAUGAAAGGAGGCAAAUAUGCAAAGACCAUUGCCAAGAUUCGGUUUAGAGGAAUAUUUCGUAUACAAGAUAUAUCCGAAGAAAUGUUUCACCCAAAUUUAAAGGAAUUUGUAUGGAGACGCCAUGCUGGACGGGCACCAACAUGGCGGACGGAAACCAACAGAAACAUCUGUUACCGAGUUUUACUACAAAAGCGUGAAUUUUUCCCUUGAGGAACUCAUAAACGGUAAAGUGACGCUUUUUCUAAUAAAUUAACAGUUUAAAUAGCAAAAUUCCCCGAAAUAACUCACUUUUUUAACCUACAUGACAGCUCUCUCGGCCGUCACGUAAAAGCCGCGUCACGCAAAAGCUUAGAAAUUCAAGCGUACUCUAACACAAAACCAAGAACGCUUUUGAAGUGAAAAUUUGUAUGAACAUUAGUUUUCAGCUGUUGUAAUACGUCAUGAAAGUAAAUUCUCAGUAGGAUCGAUAGUUGUGUAGUUUGAACAUCAGUGACGUCAUGUGAAAACCAACAAUCGUUUCUCAGAAGAGACUUGAACACAAUGAAAACCAAACCAAAUACAGAAAUAAGACCAGAGCUGACCAGACCUCGAGUCAUAUUAAAAUUCUGAUAUGCCGAAAGAGGGAUAUUGAGGUGUGCGCGUUGACUGCGGUUAUCGAAAGGUUAUGGGCAACUUCGUGACAUCCGUCCCUAAGAAGAUCUUUCACUCGCUAGUUUCACUUCGUGACGAGAGAAGCAUCCUGGUGACGAGUUUGAUUGAAUGGACAGGCCAGUUUAUCUCGUGAUUAGUUCUUUUUUACUAGGCUCUUAAUAGAUAAAAGAUUUUCUCUUUUUUCCCAAAUACAAAACGCGAGUUCAGCUGCGAUUGCCCUCAUUAAUCCUGGCUAGUUAUUGAUAAAAUAAUUUUCGAACCCAAAUACAUGCAGCACGAAUACCUUAUACUCUCCCACUUCCUUCGCCUGUUCGACUACUGUCGCGGCUUCAUGUAAAGUUUAAAUUCCGUGAUUUUUAUAUCAUCCAACUUUUGCGAACGUAAGCACCUCCCUCCUUUCAUAAAUCUCUUACUGCAAAGUGUUAGUAUUGCCCCAGUCACCUGGGACUAUUCAAGAUGCAAAAAGCCAGCUUUUAAUCUGUAACUGUUUCCAGGUUUUCCUGUGGUUAUAGUUGGGCUGAUAGCAGCCAUUAGGCCUCUGACAUAUGAUAUGACUUACUACAAAGAAGUCAUGUGCGGAACACUGAAACUUCCCGCGGAAAUUAUACGCACCAGGUUAGUUGAUAUGACCCAUUUAUGUGCAGAAAAGAGUUCUUUUCUCGCGAUCGGCGGGUGAAACAAGAACCGAGCGGCUUCUGCUCUCGCAGGCUAGGUGGUGCAGCCCUCUCUCAACAUAACGCUUAAGAGAGUGGAUGAUUUCCGUAAAUCUUCUAUUAAGCCCCCUCUUCACCUCUCAAGUAAGCCCCUUCUCUCUAAUAAGCCCCCCUUUUCAUGGGAAGAACAUUUAAUAAGUCCCCUCCCUCUCCUCCCACUAUCAUUAUUCACUAAUGAUAGCUGUAUCAAUCUAUCACGACUGUAAAACUUCGCGAGGACUGAUCAAUAGAAGUUUCGAUUUGUUUUUGAUCCCCGGCUGCAUGAUCUCCAACUCUUUGUACUUGAGCCUUGCCUCUUUUUAUGCUAGUUCUUUAUGGAGAACUGCAGACACAGCUGUCUUUGCUAAAUUAAAUAAGCCCCCCGUCUCUAUUAACCCCCCCCCCAUUCAAAUGUGUUUGAACUAAAUACGCCCCCCGGGGGGGGGGGGGGUAAUAGAGGAUUAACGGUAUGUAUAUGACGGUGCAGCUGAAUUGGUGACUCUUGUCCCAGUACCUCUGUUCUUUAUACUAUAAUAAAUCUUCAGUAUGUUUAUGAAAGCACACGUCAUAUAUGAGGGAUAAAAAAAGUAGAAAUUUUUGUUGAUUUUCAUAAGGUGUUGGCUUCACGAUGGCGAGUGGCUGUACAAAGCACCAAUCCUGACAAUCCUAUUGGUAAGCCGCGUCUUUUCCUUUCAGCAAUACAUCUUGUGGUAUACCACUCUUCGUUUAGUUUUACCGAUAACUUAUGGUAGUACGCAUGCUUGUAUCGACUUGUAGGUACACUGUGCAAACUGUGACGCAGCCUGCAAUUCAGGCGUCUGUUUUCCUAUGGGCGGGAAACGUGAAGGGAGGGGAGGGGAGGGGACUAGCGAGCACUAGAAUUAGCUCAAGCAUGCGUGAAUCACAGGAGGAUGGUACGGAAUACAGUGGGGGCCCGAGACAGGUGAUAAAACUCCGUAUUUUUCCGAGUUCCUUGAGAGCAGUGGUUUUUUUCCAGGCCACUGCUCGCAGAGUACCUCCCGUCCCUCACUUCAACUUUCCCUGUCCCUGUUCCCUGCACCGUGCCCUAGCUUAAUCUCUCGAGUUAGCUUUUACUGCGGUCAUUAAAUACUAAUUCAUAAUUUUGUCUUUUUCAAUCCAUGUACUACUCAAAAAAGGCGGAUCGCUCAAGUAUACUUUAGCUAGUGUAUAGUGUCUUCUAUAGUAGACCGGAGUUACUUAAUAGAAUAACUCACUUAUGACCGAAGGCUACCAACUGUAUCAUCUAGAUCAGGCAUACCAUAAACAGAAAAAAAAAAGAAAGCAUGAAUGCUACUCCCUAACAAUAUUGUAUCAUUACAGAUCAAUCUCAUUAUCUUCGUGGUUCUGUUAAGAGUGAUAUUUACUAAGAUAUCAGUCAAGUAUCAUAGUAACCAUGUCCAGAAAGCCAAGUAAGUAAAGUAUUUCAGUUUCAUUUUAGCCUUGGAGAUUUCCUUUCGAUUCUCUAUUCGCCUUGAAGAUCAGUUUCCUGUUCAAUUUUAAAUCUUUUCGAUCUACUCAAUGAUAGGCAGAUUUUUUUAAGAGAGAUCCCCCCUGUAAACCUACCGGUUCAUAGCGUGCUUUGCUGAUCUGUUUUUAAGGUUUGUUUCAUAAUACAGCUUUUGAUUUUGAAAACUGACUCGCCAAGAACCGGCUUAGAAGAAUGGCCCGACUUUCCUCGAUGAUUGCCUUUCUUAACAGUACAUAGCCUGCUUGGAAUUCAAAAUCAUUUAUAGAGAGUUUCCCUUUGCCGGAAUAGCUAUUUUAAACAAAAUUUUGACCUUUAUUUUUCCUUAACACUGCUAAAGAGAUGUCGUUGGUUUGUACUUUCAAGGAGAAUUGGUGUGACUUCUCCCUUAAAUCAUGCAUGGCUAUCUUUAGUAAAAACCCACAUAUAAGAACCUGGUGAUUUAAGAACCCACAGGCUGAAAAUUGGCAGUUAAAUACCCAAACAUAUAAGACCCUGCUCAGCCUGGCAAAGAAAAAUAGGUUCUUAUACAAAAGAAUCAGUCCAAUUUUGAUGGUCAAAAUUCUCUAUUUUAAUUGUAUGAGAACAACACGUGAAAACACGUUAUUGUAUUGAAAUGUAUUGAUGUUCUUCAUGGAACUUGAUUGUUUGCCAUCAUGUAUUAGUAAUACAAUAUUUCUGCCAAUGGUUACACUAUGACAGCCUCUGAAAAAUAAUAACCUUUAAAGAACAUAGUCACGCUGAAUUGUGAAAAACUACCCUAAAAUAUAAGAACCUGUUCAGCCUGACCUCGAAAAUUCUAGGUUCUUAUAUGUGGGUUUUUACUGUAUGAGGACCGGGGAAUUUUACGACUACAAAGACGAGCAGCGAGGAUCAUCUACUUCAAAGCUGCCUCAAAACUAUCAACUGAUCAAAUUAUGACUAAACUGGGCUUGGAACCUCUCUAUUAUAGAAGACGGACACACAUUUUAAGAUUUGUUGAUGAGUGCAUUGCAAAUAGAGUUCCCAGAUACCUUUCUAAUUAUUUCAAUGUAAGAAACCGUGACAUUCACCGCCACAAAACUAGAAAUAAUAAUGACCUUAUUUUGGAAAGAAUUAAUUUAGAAUGCACCAAGCGCGCUUUUUUCUACAAAGGUGCGAAAAUUUUUAAUAAUUUUUAAUAAUUCUUAGAAUUUAUAACUGUUCGAUCUCUCGUUUGGUGUGACUAUUUUGUAAUAUUGUGAUUUGAUUUUUAUCUAUAUUUUAAAUCUUUUUUAUUUUUAUUUUUUCAUUUUUAAUUUUUUACAGGACCUGCAUUGAUAGCAGUUUUUUUUUAAAACUGAAGCAGCAAUCCUGCAUAAAUAUGUUUAAAUUAUUAUUAUUAAAACGGGGAAUCUUUGAAAUGGGAAAUCUUCAAAAGCAGGAAUCUAUAAAAUGAGGAGUUUUUUUGCGAAGGGGAAUUCGUUCUUUGUUCCUCAUUCCCCGUCUCGCUGAUUCCCCGUUCCUCGUUUUAAAGAGAGCCCAUAAUUCAUCGCGUUUUUUCUUCACAGAAGAGGAAUGAAGAGUGUUGCUGCCCUCCUUCCCUUACUAGGAGUCACGUGGCUGCUAGGGUUUGUCGCUGAAUUAAGCGAGAUCAUCCAGUAUCUGUUUAUCAUCUUAAACUCUUUACAGGUAAAAGGCUGGUAAUAAACAAAAAUGAGUAUUUAAAGGCAGAUACAAACACAACAUGACGUAGCGUAAACUGACAAAUAAAAGGCAAAUAACUAAACUAGCCGUAUCCUCAUUACCCUAAUCCAGCGGGGCCGCAAGCUUCCUAGUCCAGCCGCUGCGAUCUUACGCAUGCACGCAAAACUGUCUCGAAUAAUCUCCUUCAAUCAAACAAUCGCCUUAUUUUGGUGCGAAAAAUAAGAUAAUCGCCCCCCGGCUAUUAUUCGAGGAAACACGGUACCAGCUGAAAUAUCAACACCUUCAAUCGCACCUCGAAUCACACGAUCACUUUUAAACGAGUUCUUUAAAGCUCCUUAGUGUUUCGUGGGUAAUUAAAUUACAUUUACAAUACGCGGCGAGUGAUAUGUAACAGCAGGUACAGGCCAGGGCGCUUUAAGGGAAGGAUUCUUAUCUAUAAAAAAUCUUAGUACAAACAAAUACGAUAAAAGCGUCAGAACUGCGAGAGUGCGAGGGUAUGCCCUAAACAAAAUUUGGUAAACUUUUCUCGCAUAUCUUACUGUCGUGUUGUGUACUAACUGUGACUAAAUAACAACCAUCAGUUUCUCUCUCAUUUUCUCUUCAGGGCCUUUUAUUUUGCAUCUUUCAUGGUUUGCUGGAUGACCAGGUAUUUCAGAAACAUUCAAGCUGCCGAAAUCUUAAAUUGUCAAAUUUUCAGUUUUAACUAUGGACCUUUUUUGAUCCGCAGAAAAUUACUUAGAAAUGACGGAGUUUGGGUUAUUUGAAUAAUUUAGAAACGCCAGAAUUCGUUUUGUAUUCAGAUUCCUCAGUUCUAAGUUUAACCUCUGGUCAUUCUCGAGCACGCUUUACGAUGGGAUGCACAGACAGUGAAGCAAAUUAAAGGCAAAAGGACAAGAAAUGGCGUAAAAUGCGAUAGCUUUGGAACUUGGUCAGAUAUAUAUACUUUAGAUAACGUUCUCAAUCUUUUUUUAGAUAAAGGAUAGUUUGGUCAAAUCAUUAAGGAGGACAAGAAUGAAGAUUUUGUUUCUAAGGGACAGAACCUUGACGACUGCAUCGACAGCCAGCAACCUCACAAUAAUAGCUACAGGUAACCAG
Molecule: messenger RNA, 28902 nt
Organism: Porites lobata
Lineage: Eukaryota; Metazoa; Cnidaria; Anthozoa; Scleractinia; Poritidae
Source: the annotation of a GenBank genome assembly